Messenger RNA from Caenorhabditis remanei, 4965 nucleotides. RefSeq lists its product as uncharacterized. NCBI's taxonomy places the organism in Eukaryota, Metazoa, Nematoda, Chromadorea, Rhabditida, Rhabditidae. Gene Ontology annotation, biological process: protein dephosphorylation. The transcript is spliced from 16 exons. The record is from RefSeq and is a predicted model, not a curated record. Bases 1 to 4965 code for a protein of 1654 amino acids. Gene Ontology annotation, molecular function: protein tyrosine phosphatase activity.
AUGAAGGUUUUUGCUUUCCUCUCAGUCGCCACAGCUACCGCGAUCUACGCAACCACCAGCCAUCGCCGCUAUUAUGCGAGUGACAAUCACCGGGAUUACCCGAAUUUCUUCGCCGAUCCAAGGACCUCUUCAGGCUCCCGAUCCGCCAACUCCCAUUCUUCAUCCGACUCCUCUCCUGAUUCUCCUCCACCUGGCUCUCCAUCCGAUUCUUCUCAACGAUCCAUCCGCUCCGCCUCUUUCCCAGAACACUCCGACGACUUCACCAAUUCACACAUCCGCACCAUCAGAAACGCCAACGACGCUCUCAACGACUACCUGGAACAUGCCACCAUCAUUGCCCACCUUGUCAACGGGAUCGCCCUCCAGAGUGGAUUGAUGAAUGGAUCGAUUCCAGUGAACGACGUCAUCGGCGAGCUCCUCCAUCUGGGAUCUGUCGACGUGCCUUCAAUUGUCAACAUCAAAGCGGAUCAAGUAGGAUUAUUGACUCAGAAUGUGAAAAAGCUUCCGAGUGAGCUUGCCUCUGACCCGGAAAUCACCGAUUUGGAGAGCUUGUCGAUCGAAUGGGACAAACAGAUUGCCGAAUCUAAAUCUGUUGGUGACCUCCAAGGUUUUCUCAAGAACCAAUCAUAUUUCGAUGAAGCUGAGAAACUCAAAGAUAACUUCGAUUUCGUCGUGUGGACUCAAUUCGUGUAUGAUGUGAAUUCUCUGGAACAACACUUGACAGCGAUUGAAGACAUAGAAAAUCCAAAAACACCUCCCAAGGGUAUCAUUGAUAAUUUUCAAAAACUCAAAAAGUUUGAAGACAUCCCAAAAUCGUUUGUAGCCUUGAAAGACACUAUGAAAACACUGCUAUCUUACAAUCUAUUGCUCAAGGGACCUGAUGUUUUCAAGCCACUGGAGAAGAUCAUAAACCUUAUGAGAACUCGUAAAGUGACUUUGAUAGUUUCGAAUGAAAACAUCAAAAAGGUUAAAGAUAACAUUGAGAAAAUUCUCGAAGUAUCUCGUCAAUUUGGCGCAUCCCGUGAAGACUUUUCAAAGAUCUUAAAAUUGGCGGAAAGUAGAAGCAACCCUACUUCAUCAAAUAAGAAGUAUGGUGCUGGAUUCCCGAAUGGUGUUUCUGGUGUGAAACAACUGGAGCAGGAUGUUCGUGAGCUUUGGAUUGGAGAGAUUCUCAAAAUAGAAGUAACAAAAUUGAAUGAGUUUGCUGAUAGUCUGAAACCAUUAUUCAAUGUCAACGAUCGCUUAAUUGAAUUGGAUAAUCAGCUGAAGUCACUUUCAUCGUCUGAAUCGAAAGUUGCACUCUCGAAAUUCAAUGAUCUCCAAAUGGAAAUCACUGUUCUGACAAAAGAGUCAUCUGAAGCAUCUGAUGUGCUUAAAGAAUAUCCAGAUUGUGUAGCGAGUUCACCACCGGCACAUCCGAACUCCUACAAAACGGCUUCAGAACUAUUAACUCACGUGAAGUCUCUAAAAGAUAGUCUCAUGGCUAUUGUAUCUGCAGUAGAUACUUUUGGCCUUGAAGGAUUGCAAAAAGAAACGAAAGCUUUUGUUGAGUCCGUUGGCUUUACGGACACUACCUCCCCAGGAAAGGAAUUCAAAGAACUUGCAAAAAAAGUCAAAGCCAGUAAAAGUUUACAACCUCUCAAGAACCGUGUGAGUGACUUCAAGAAAUCCUACGACACGAUCACUGGACAAGGCAUAACUGAGAAGCUAGAAGCUAUCGCGAAAGGACAGAAUGAUCUGAAACAUGUUGCGUUCACUCAUAGUGUUCAAACCGAAUUAAAAGUGAAUAAUUGUAUCGAUAAACACUCGAAAAAAUCGACGUUGGUCGCACAAGCCGUUCAACUUAUUCAAAAGCUUCGACAAUUGGACUCAACAAAAAUCGAAGACGUUGAGAGUGUGUUCUCGGUUAUUUCUGCAGUUUCGAAAGAACUCUCAACUGCAAGCACUAUACCAGACACCAUGAAGGUUGACUCCAAAGGAAUGACUGAUGACACCAACAAACUUCCGGAUUCGUUGGCUAAAUCUGAAGUCAUCGGACGGUCUGUCAACUCACUCCGCAGUGCUUUUGCAUUGGGAGAUUUGGAGACGGAAGUCGGAAAGCUCAAGACCAUCGAUUCUGCAGUUCAGGCCGUGAUCAAGAAGAGUUCGGAUCCGAAAACCAUUCAGCAACAAUGGGGAGACCACAAGGAGGAUAUGGCUGAAUUGGACAAGACACUUGGUCAGAUUGAAUCAUUCGAAAAGAAUCUCAACGUCUCCAAUCUCACGACAAUCGGUGCUUACGGAACUCCUCUGACCGCUUUGGCUUCAUUGACUUCAGUCAAUAUGAAUGCGAAGGAGAAGUCGAAAGCUCUCGAUGCUCUUCUCAACGACGGAGCUCUCAAGAUAGAUCCAACAGUGAAGGAAAACAUUGAGGAGAGUAAGAAGACGUUGGAUAAACUCGCCGAUCUGGAUCUUGGAUUCGCAAGUCACACUACUCAAUUCCAAAGUGCUCCAUCUGUAUUCAACGAUCUCCAGAACUUCCUCACCAAACUUCUACAAGUUCCGAUGAGUCCGAGACAGCCGAGUGGUCAAGUUCCAGGAGCUCAAGGUGGUCCCGGUGGAGCAGCUGCAAUUCAGCAAGGUCAGAAGUCAAAAGAGGAGAAUGGAAUUACAACACUCCUCCUUAUUGUUAUAAUCGCCGUCGCGCUUCUCGCUGUUGUAGCUAUGGUAGGCGGUGGCUUCUGUGGAUUCAAAAAGUACACAGAACACAUCUGGCGUUCAAUGCUCGCAGAAUGGGAGAAGAAGCACUGCUUUAAGGACCUGGCGAAUGUGAAAGACGUUCAUUCUGGCUACAUGCAAGUGAUGGACGCCAACGUGGAAUUAUGGAGAAAGAAGGGAACCCUUGGCGAAGAGAAGAAACGACUCCUCACUCAAUCCUGUAAUCCGGACUCUGCACUGUUCGUACAGAAUGAGAACAAAGAAGUGAUGGUGUUCGCCAAUAAAGUCACAACGCUCGGUGGGCUCGACUUCAUUGCUACACACGCGCCAAAGGACCCUCAAGAAUUCUGGCAAAUGGUACUCUCUCAGAACCCAGAAUUCGUUGUUUCGUUGUGUGGGGAUAAAGAGAUGAAAACGCUGAACUGUGACUACUAUCCAAAGAAAGUAGCUAAACCGAAGAAAUUCGGUGAUUACACAGUUGCAUUGACGAGUGAAGAGACGGCUCCAAAAGACGUGAACAAGAGAAGUCUGACAGUGACUUGUGGAGAGAAAAGCUUGCAAUUGACUCAUCUUCAAGCAGUCAACUGGCCAGCUGGCGACGUUCCCGAUGAUCAUGAAACAGCUUUUGAGUUGAUGAAGUCGGUGAACAACAGCAAGUCACCCGUAAUUGUUCAUUGUUCGGAUGGAAACAGUGCAACAAUGUCAUUCAUCGGACUCCAAUUCAUCUUCGAAGAGGUCAGAAAACAUCCGAUAUUCAAUUUCGGUCAUUUUAUGCAUGAAAUGUGCGAAAGAACAUGGCAUCCUAUUGAGAAAUACACUUUCUCUGCUUGGACGGUUUUGGGUGUUCGCAAACAUCUGUAUGACGAGUGCAAGUUGGCAGAAGAGCACAAAGUCGAUUACGACAAUGACUUGAAGUUGUUGAAGGAUUUGAAAAAGGAGUGGAUCAGGGAAGAUGAAGCGAGGAAAGAAGCAAUUGAAGCGACGAAAGAGGCAGAAAGAGUUCGGCUGGCAAAUGAAAAGCAAAAACAGGACGAGGAAGAUGAUCGUCGGAAGAAGGAUCAAGAUAAAAUAGACAAUCUCAAUAAAGAAGUGGAUGAACUGAAGAAGGACAAAGAAGCACAACAAAAGUACUUAGAAACUAUUCAGGCUAAGAACAAUAAGAUAGAUGAGAAGAACAAUGAGAUAGAGAAGAAGAACAAACGUCUAAUCAAAGAGCUGGAAGAAAACCUUGCAAAGUUAACGAAAGAAGAGGCGGACCGGAAGAGAGAACUCAUCGAAUGGGUAACCAAAAACUAUAACGAGGACGUUGAUUCUCACUACGAUUUCCAUGACGUUUGUGUGCUCAAAUACAUGAAAUUGUUGAAAGUUGAUGUGGAUAGGGCUGCGGCGAAUCUGCCGUCCGGAAAACAGGCUUUCGACAAAUACUGUAAUCCAGACACAGCGGUCGAAGUGAUGCAGGAUGGUGUGAAGAUUCCAAUUCAUGCUAACUACGUUUCAUCAAAAAUCCCAAAUUGUACCAUAUUUAUCGCAACUCAGGCACCAACGAAACAGGGAUACAAUGGCUACUGUGAUGACACCACUGGUGACUUCUGGGCAAUGAUUUUCCAUCAUGACUCUGAUUUCAUUGUCAAUCUAUGCCAACAGAGCGAGAUGGCAACACUCGCCCAAUAUUUCCAUUCGGAACCGAAUAAGUCUGUGACUUGUGUGCGAUACAAUGUCCGCACCGAGUCUGCCGAUCUCGUUUUCAAGGAAGAAGUGAUGAAGAGAGUUCUAACAGUGACUGAUAUGGAGUCGAAGAAGGUUAAAACGGUCAUCCAUUUUCAACUAUUGAACUGGAUCGAUAAACGCAUUCCUAAGUCACACUACGCUGCCAUGGAGGUGAUGAACGUCGUCAAAAAGAGCAAGAAACACGUUGUGGUUCACUGUAAGGCGGGAGUCGGUAGAACAAUGUCGUUUAUUGGAUUGCAAUUCGUCUACGAGGAGAUUAGCAACAACCCGCAAUUCUCAACUGUUAUGGAACCGAUGCGUAAGAUGCGUGAGAUGCGUUGGGAAGCAGUGCAGAGUGUGGAGCAGUCGUUUUGGAUUUAUCUGGGUGUUGUGCUCCGUUUAGUUCGGGAACUCGGUCUUGAUAUGUCCUACUACGAUAAACAGUUUGCACUGUUGCCAGCGUACAGGAGGAAGUAUAUAGAUGACAUGAAGGCAAAGAAGAAGAAAGAGAAAGAGGAGAAAGAGAAGGCAAAUAAAAAGACUAAGACGGAGGAGAAAUGA